Messenger RNA from Poecilia reticulata (guppy), 1902 nucleotides. RefSeq names its product proline-serine-threonine phosphatase interacting protein 2 (gene pstpip2). Gene Ontology annotation, biological process: actin filament polymerization. Gene Ontology annotation, molecular function: actin filament binding. Lineage: Eukaryota; Metazoa; Chordata; Actinopteri; Cyprinodontiformes; Poeciliidae. Gene Ontology annotation, cellular component: actin filament; cytoplasm; plasma membrane. The record is from RefSeq and is a predicted model, not a curated record.
CUCACUUGACCCACAGUGUUUGUUGCAGAGGGAAUGUACACGCUUGCAGGUAACCCUGCCUCUCUGCUGCUUGCUGUGUUUCAGUCAUGAAGAAGCUUCACUUCAAAGACUUUUUCUGGUGUCCAGAUCUGACAUCCACCGCUGGCUAUGAUACCAUCAUUCAGUAUCUCAAUGAUGGAAAGAGAACAUGCAAAGAGGUGGAGGACUUCAUGAAAGCUAGGGCCUCGAUCGAAGAGAGGUACGCCAAAGACCUGCUUAGUUUGUCCAAGAAAGUUUGUGGACACAAUGAGAUGAACACAUUAAAAAGAUCCCUGGACGUGUUUAAACUACAGACUGAACAUGUUAGUCUAUCACACUUGCAACUGGCGCAGAGUAUGAGGGAAGAGGUCAAGAAACUGGAAGACUUCAAAGAAAAGCAAAAAGAAGCAAGGAAAAAAAUAGAACAACAGAUGGAUGCUCUCCACAAACAGAAGUCCUCACAGUUUAAGAAGACGAUGGAUUCCAAGAAAACGUAUGAGCAGAAGUGCCGUGACAAAGAAGAAGCGGAUCAGAACAUGAACCGAAACACUAACACCAACAACACCAAGCUUGUGGAGAAGCUCCAGUCAAAAGCUCAGCAGGCAAAACUGAACUCAGAAGAAGCAGACAGAUUAUACCAACAGAAUGUCAUAACUCUGGGGAAAAUUAGAGACGACUGGCUGAAGGAGCAUGCGAGCGCCUGUGAGAUAUUUGAAAAACAGUCGAUUGAGCGUAUUACCUUCCUGAGGAACACAGUGUGGACUCAUCUCAACCAGCUUUCACACCAAUGUGUCACCAGCGAUGAGCUGUACGAGGAUGUGAGAAGGUCACUGGAGCAAUGUGACGUCCAGGAAGAUAUCGAACAUUUUGUAAAUCUCAGAAGGACCGGAGACAAACCCCCAGCUCCAGUCGCGUAUGAGAACUUCUACACGGGCCUGAGGUCUCCAACCGGACCACCGCCUUCCCGGAUGCCUGCACCGGCUGUGAGAAGGGGACCACUUCCUGAUCCAACACAGAACAAUAGAGAUGAUGACUCGCGCCACUCUUUGGUGCAGGACGGAGAUUACAGCUUGAUCCAGUAUUAACACAUACACCUCCAGCAGUUUCAGACUUACCCGUUAUAGCCCAUCACUUCCCCUUUUUAGGCUUCCUGUAAUCACACGGUCAUAUCAGAUGGAAAAUUUGUGUCAUAACUAUGUGUACAGACUACGUUUCACUUUAGAUUUCUUCGUAUGUUGAAUGUAGUUUUAUGAAACGAAAUAAGUGGAAAUAGGUUUGAAGUUAAUAUAUAAAAUAAAUGUAUUGAUCGCAAUAAGCAUUCACGAUCAGUGUUUUACUUCACAGAAAAUCAUCAGACAAAUCUUUAGAUGAUAAUGCAAACUUAAUUGCAGUGUGAAUUCUGCAGGCAGGUUGGAUUAUAUGUUUAUGUUUAUAUUAACUGUACUUUGAUUUUAUUUUUAUUUUUGUGCAUUAACUUAAGACUUUCCCAGAUUUAAACAUGCCAUUUGUUUACCAGUUUUCGUUUCCUUGUUGAUGUGAAAGUGACUGACCGCUGUCUCGUGAGUGGCAAGAUUCUCAUGUUUUUAUUGUAAGGAAGAAAAAAAGUCCCAAUCAAAGUUAUUUAUUAACUUGAAGUUGUUACAUUUUUGCGAAUUGUUCAAGAUAAUGAAAAAAAAAAUCCUCUUUCAAAUCCAUAUUUAUAUAUAUGAUGUACAUAUAAAUUAUAUAAUAAAUAAUAUAGACCAUCAAUACUUUCAUUUGAAAUCUCAUGAAAACGAGUGAAAUUAUUGAAGCAAUGCCCUUUGAAUUUGUCGUUCUGCAGACAAAUCUGUAUUUUUAUUAAUGAUUCUGUUAAAUGAAGUUGAGUUUGAGACGGUGGAAAGA